Messenger RNA from Staurois parvus, 380 nucleotides. The record is from the annotation of a GenBank genome assembly. Lineage: Eukaryota; Metazoa; Chordata; Amphibia; Anura; Ranidae.
UUAGAGGUGGAAAACAAGAAAAAAAAGUAUUCUGAACCAAUGGACUGCAGACACAGUACAGGAGAUGACCAGAGACUGCGGACACAGUACAGGAGAUGACCAGAGACUGCAGACAGUACAGGGGAUGACCAGAGACUGCAGACAUAGUACAGGAGAUGACCAGAGACAGCGGACAGUACAGGAGAUGACCAGAGACUGCGGACACAGUACAGGAGAUGACCAGAGACUGCGGACACAGUACAGGAGAUGACCAGAGACUGCGGACACAGUACAGGAGAUGACCAGAGACUGCGGACACAGUACAGGAGAUGACCAGAGACUGCGGACACAGUACAGGAGAUGACCAGAGACUGCGGACACAGUACAGGAGAUGACCAGAG